This is a messenger RNA of Penicillium samsonianum, 276 nucleotides long. RefSeq lists its product as uncharacterized. Bases 1 to 276 code for a protein of 91 amino acids. The record is from RefSeq and is a predicted model, not a curated record. Lineage: Eukaryota; Fungi; Ascomycota; Eurotiomycetes; Eurotiales; Aspergillaceae. The transcript has 2 exons.
AUGGCCGAACGCUCCCAACCCAAAAGCCCCAACCCCGAACACCAGCCAAAUGACGCCCCAGAGAUGAAAGACCCUGUUCAGCCCGGGUCCUCCGACAUUGACGAAAGAAUGACCCGGGAUUAUAAGGAGGCCAUCGAUAAAACGAAUAUCAUCAACGAAGAACGCCUUCGCCACGUAAAGCCCCAAUCCUCUACGGCCUACCGCGAACCAUCCGAGGAGGAAAUUGAUAUUUCUUGGCGGCCUGAUCCAUCAGGACAUCCGCGGAGGACGUUCUAG